CCAGUGGAGGAGGUAAAUUACAACAUUUAUGUCGCGUGACAGUCGUUAUUGAGUAUUAUCAUCAGUAAUUUAUAAAUAAAAUGAAAUAAUAACAAUAUAACAAAUUUGUUUUAAUCAAAUAGGGAAACUCAAAGUACGUAAUUUGAAAUAAACUAAUAGAAUAACCGGGCAUAUGUUAAGGCGGCGGCGGUUCGGGCGUAGAUUUCCUGUCACGGAAAUGGCGGCAAAGACAAAGGGUACCGCGAUGAUAAGGGGCAAGGGGUGAAGACAUCAGAGGCUCGAGGCUCUGGUUGUAUUCGCGGGAGUUCGCGGGGACGGAAGGAGGCGGACGCGGGUACACACCAGUCACUAGUCAGUAGCGACGCUGCGCCCUCACUCUCUGGGUGUCUCUGGCAGUGUCGGAGGGAGUAAACACACACUCAACAUACUGACAUACGUGUGUGUAAUCGACAAUAGCUGGCAGCCACACUAGAGUUGGUGGGACGGUGGGUAUUCUCCAUCAUUCUCCACACGUCAUACACAUGUUUUACCCAGUGUACGUGUAUUUGCUCAAGUAGUUGUGGAUGUGAGGAUCGGCUGUGGCUCGUCGUUGGGUUCCUCGCCGCCAUGCCAGUGGUUAGUGUAGUGAACCAAACGUCAUGAUGUGGCAAUACGUUAGCGCAAGUUAAAAAAAGUAGGUGUCUAAAUGAGAAGACACCGCGCGAAGAUACCGGCGAACUAAAAUAAUCAUGUCCACAUAACCCGUUCGAUAAGCUCUCCUCAAGUUGAGCGAGUGAUUUAAUAUUUAAACUUACGAGCCCACGACCAUCACACCGCCGAUACGACGGACGACCUGAGUGCCGCUGCUGAGUCGCGCGCGCGACCGAGGGACACACAGAGGGGGGGAAAGACGAGGGAAAUUUACUGACUAAAAAUAUAUUAUUAAUAAUUAAAUAAAUACAGACAUAUACAUAUAAAUAUAUUUAUUUAUCUAAUAUAUAAUAUAUCAUAUAUAUAUUUAUAUAUUUUGUUAUUGGUAUAGUAAGUAACUAAGUAGUGAUGAUGAAAAAGAUGCCGCGCAAAACAACAUCAACGUUCAAGCCUUGAUGCCUGGUUAAUAUAUAUAUGUUAUAUAUAUUAUUACGUUCGUGUGAAAGACGCGGGUGUGGAAGAAGACACUGCCCGGACUCUAUAUGACGACUUGGACCCCGCGUCCUGAGGGUUUAAGAGAGCGAACACACGAGUCCCUGUUCCUGGGACACAUCAUCCACACGAUGUUUGACCCAAGUGUGCUGACGGAACUUGAGGAAUUGACGUUAUGUGGUUACUGCAAGCAAAAGUACAAUGACGUGGAGCUGUGUCCAAAAAAUUUAAGCUGCAAGCACCAGUUUUGCUUGAGAUGUAUCGAAAAUAAUUUAUUGAAAGGCCGAGAUUUGUUCUGCGCACACUGUUGGAAGAGAACAGAGCUUGGAGAUCAAGGACCAGAUUGUCUGCCAACCAAUGGUCCACUACUUGCCCUAGCCAAUAACUUUGCCUACCUCAAAAUCGCCAGUAACAAUACGCCUUGCAAGCAGAAUGACAAGGAACGAAAGAGUGAGAAUUGCCACACUCAUGGGAUGCCCCUUACUCUGUGGUGCUCAUCGUGCUGCACACUGCUGUGUCGAGCUUGUGCUACACCCCAUGAACAUCCUGGUCACCAAAUAAAGACGCAAACAGAUGCCAAAGAACAGCUCAUAUCCGACGUUCAACUUGAACUCGUUACGAUGGGAAAAUUAUCCUCGGAGAUCCAGAGAAUGGCCAUGCAGCAGAGAGAAUUUUUGAUAAAAGUUCUCGAAGCUUGCGUGACACUCAAGACACAUGUAGAGACUGAUUUACAGAACGGAUGGACACAUUUUCCAGAGAUAUCUGACGCACGUGAAACACUGGGGAAAGCUAAAGCUAGUCUUCAGGUGAGUGACAGUCCCAAUGAUGUUUACAGUCUUCAUUCCCACUUAGUUAUGGAAAAACAGAGGCUACAAUCAAAGUAUCAAGAGAUGUUGCUGCAAUGCCAGUUGGAUGACCUGAUAGGCAAUUCGGGAGUUAUAUUUGACUUUGGUCUGCUGAAACAAGCGCUCGCUAGCAUCCAUUCCGGGGAACCAAUUUUAUUACAGCCUGCUGGAAAUGGUAGAGUACAAAACCACAUUGCCGCGGCUCAAAAUCCCAUACUCUUCCUUGCAAACUACUGCAUGUCUCAGCUUUAUUCCCGUCAUGUUGUCAGCAAACAGCAUAUGCAAAAUGGUUCUAUCGAUUACCAUACAAACAUGAUACCAACUCCAGCACCACCGGGAUCAAUUCAUGUUCAUCCAGUUACAUUGCCACCUCAGGCCCCACCAGCCCAAACCCAGCUGCUUAUUCCACCAGGAUCUCCAUCAGUUAAAUCAGUACAAACAGCUCCGCCAAAUUCAAUUCUCCAAUCACAGCCACCCAACGCUUUUAUGCAAGACAAUGGCUCCAGUGGCAGUGGAGUUGGCAGUUUAUCUGUUCACUCGCCGACAAGCAACAGCAGUAUCACUGUUUCGCUUCGUGGACCUGCUAAUCCCUAUCCAAUGUAUUACUUCAACAUUGAGGUAAAUGGAUCACCACACGGGCGUAUUGUGAUCGAAGUAAGACCCGACGCGGCUCCCAAAAUGGCGAAAAAUUUCAGCGUACUUGCGACCGGUGAAAUUGGUGUUGGUUACAAAGGAUGCUCGAUAUUUCAAUGCUGGGAAGGCGAAUCUGUUAUCACCGGUGAUUUUGAACUAAACAACGGCCGCGGAGGACGUAGUAUUUAUGAGGAUGGUUACUUUAUGCCCGACGAUACUAAAUUUCCAGCAGUACGAGGCGCAGUCGGUAUGCGCCGUACUCAAAAACGUCAUGAUAAUCUUGGGAUGGUUGGUUCACAAUUUCGUAUCAUUCUACAAGAAAUGCGCGGCUUUACCGGGAUAUUUGGUCACGUUGUUGAGGGUCUGGAACUCGUCGAAAAAAUAUCAACGUACGGUGAUCAAACCGGCAAGCCCACGAAAACAAUAAUGAUUACCAAGUGCGGUAAGUUGUAACGCACCGAUAAUCCAAUUAUGUGUGAUUUUAAAAAAUGCAAUUUCGACGAUCUCUAUGCGCUUUCAUCGUUCAAAAUUAUUAAAGAAUAAUUAUUAACAUUAUUAUCAUAAUAAUGUGCGAAAAAAAAACUAAUCUAUUAUUAUUAUUAUGACAACUACUAUUAUUAUUAAUUAUCAUAAUGAAUCAUGGGAAACUAUUAUUAUUAUUAUUAUUAUUAUUAUUAUUAUUAUUAUUAUUAUUAUUAUUAUUAUUAUUAUUAUUAUUACUGAUGAAAAAAAAAUAUGACCAUCGUUAUACGUAGGCUGCACCUGUUGCGUUUUACGGUGCACCGUUAAGUUUACUGCAAUUAUUUUUAUUAUUAUUAUUAUAUAUAUUUACUAUACAAAAUAGAGAUUUAAAAGAUGUUGAAUCUAUUUUUAAAGAGCGAGUAAUAAAAAAAUGAAAUAAUGAUGUUAAUACUGAUAAAUAAAUCCGUAUUUUGCUAUGUAUGACUACUAGUAGUGGGAAGAUAUAAAGAAAAAAAAAAUAUGUUGUAGAGAUAAAGAUAUAGUUUAAAGGGCAUCAACAGAAUGCCGUUUCUACAAUAGAGACGAUGGUUCCACACAUACGUACCUCAUAUCGAUCGUACAAUCGAUACUAAAAACUUCUAGCUAUAUUUAAUAAUUAUAAAUAAUAAAAGUCUUUAUUUUCAACAACGCUCGUCGUUUGUAAUCAUUCAUUUUCUUUCCUUACAUUAAUGGAUAUAAAUAUAUAUAUAUUAUUAUAUUAUAUAUGUUAUAUAUAAUUACUACCGACACGAAUCUUUAGAUUUUUUAAAGGAAAAAUAAACGCGAUCAAGCGGAUCUUAGUUUUGACGACAUAUUUAGUAAUAACUAAUUAAUAAAAUUAAUCACGUGUGGAGCAACACAAAUUAUAUUAAUAGAUAUAUAUAUAAAUAAGAAAAUAUAUAUUUUUAGUCAAAGAUUUGUGUGUUUAUGUAUGAUGGCAAAGUUAUGGGAUUGCUAUUGAUGCGUACAAAUAAUGCGAAAAAAAAAUUGUGUGAUUUUAGCGACUGCAUUUGCUAGGAUUUUUAGAGAAAUAAAAUGCUGGUAUAUAAUUAUGAUAAUAAUAAUAAUAAAUUAGACAGACAGACGACGUCUUCCUUCUUUUCGUUCGUUGACGAUAAGAAUGAGGAUUGGGUUCGUAAUAUGUUUACUAUUGUAAUAAAUAAAUAUACUUAGAUAUUAAUUGUGUGAAUAUUAAAUACGAGGCCUAACUACUGCGUAGAACGCAAGGGCGUCUCGUACCUUCCAAUCGAUCAUUAAAAAAGUAAAAUCAAUAAAUAAA
Molecule: messenger RNA, 4380 nt
Organism: Microplitis mediator
Lineage: Eukaryota; Metazoa; Arthropoda; Insecta; Hymenoptera; Braconidae
Exons: 4
Coding region: 1173-3053 (626 amino acids)
Biological process (GO): protein peptidyl-prolyl isomerization
Molecular function (GO): zinc ion binding; peptidyl-prolyl cis-trans isomerase activity
Source: RefSeq, a predicted model, not a curated record